GAUUAAGAUAUUUGAAGUGGUUUGUUUUUGAAGGUGUCUGAUUAAAGAGUCAAAAUUAUGAUUAACAGGUUUUCAGCUAGAAUUAUGAUUAAGAAAGUUGAUUCAACAAAGAAACUUGACAACAAGAAGGUGUUGUCUGCAAUCUUAAGGGACAACCAAAACCAAGGAUGGAUCAGCUAUUAUCUCAGAACAGGAGCCAAAUUAUUUGCGGAAGUUCUUGUUUAUUCAGACUUAAUAGAUAUAAAAGACCAUCCAAAAGGGUUUCAAAUGAAUCAAAAGACUAUUUUAAAGGGCUCGAUUUCGCGAAGAAAUUCAGUAAGAAAAAUUGCAAAGAAGGUGGCUAAGCAGUGUUCAUCAAUUAUGGUGGUGACUAUGGAAAGAAGAAAAGGCUCUCUAAGGCAACUUAAGCUAGAAAGUUUGUCUCAAUUUUAUUUGCUUUAUGAGUUCCAACCUAAAUACUCACGUCAAAUUCCAAAGUUUCUUAAGCUUGGAGAAGCAAAGCCUAAAGCAAUUAAGAGUUCCUCAAAAGACGAGUCAAGAGAUGAUCACAAAGAAAAAGAUUAUCCUCAUAUGAACUACAUUUCUCUUCUCCAAAAGGAGUUACAAGAAUCAACUCUUGGCUGGCCUUUUCACAGAGGAAGUUCUUUUACAAAUCAGCAAGUUUCGGAAAAUUCAGAAGCUAAGGAUGUAAAUUAUCUCCCUAAUCUGUCAAAUAUUAAUUCUAGCUCAGUUUCUUCUGAUCUGAUUGAAUCGCCAAAGUCAAGGCUUGGUUGGCCUCUUCUUAUGAUACCACUUCCUCCAACAUCUGAUUCUUCGACCGUAUCCGAAACUGUGAAUAACGAGAAUCGAUCAAACUCCUCUUGCAAGAGAUUCAAAUAUAAAGAGUUGAAGGCUGCAACUUCUUGCUUCUCUUCUGAAAAUCUUAUUGGAAAGGGAGGGUCUAGUAGUGUAUACAAAGGACGUCUUCCAAGUGGCAAAUCAGUGGCAGUCAAGGUUUUAAAACCCAAAAAGGAAGCACCAAAAGACUUUUCCUUAGAAGUAAAUAUUGUCUCUUCAAUAAAGCACGAACACAUUGCGCCUUUGAUUGGAAUAUGCUCGGAAAAUGGCCUUCUUAUUUCAGUCCAUGACUAUUACCCAAAAGGGAGCUUGGAACAUUGCUUGCAUGGUGACAGUGGUAGAUCUGUAUUGCCAUGGGAAGUGAGGUUCAAAGUGGCUAUAGGAGUUGCUGAAGCUCUAAAUUAUCUGCAUAACGAUUGUCCUACGCCUGUUAUUCACAGAGAUGUAAAAUCUUCUAACAUUCUUCUUACCGAUGAAUUGCAGCCACAGUUGUCGGAUUUUGGUUUGGCUAUGUGGGGUUCGACGGAUUCUGCUAAUUCGAUACAGAACGAUGUGGUGGGGACUUUCGGGUACAUAGCUCCAGAAUACUUCAUGUUCGGAAGGGUCUGUGACAAAAUUGAUGUGUAUGCUUUUGGUGUUGUUCUUCUUGAACUAUUAACGGGAAGAAUGCCAAUUGGUUCCAAGGUUCCCAAAGGACAAGAGAGCUUGGUCAAGUGGGCGAAAAAUUUAUUAGAGGGAGAUGAUUAUGAAGCGCUGCUGGAUCCGAAGUUAAAAGGGGUGUUUGAUGUUGCUCAAAUGCAGAGAAUGGUUUUGGCAGCAACGCGUUGCAUUUCACCGUCAGCUCGAGUUCGUUCAAAAGUCAGCCAUAUACUCAAAUUAUUAAGAGGUGAGAAGGAUGCUGAGAAGUUAUUGGAUUCUCAUUCUUUUGAUAAUUCAGGUUAUCAAAACGAUGAUGAGCAAUUAGAGUUUGGCUGCAUGGAUCGUCUGCGUUUUAAAAUUUUAUAAGCGAAUACGGACAUAUCAUCAAGUAACAACACAUCUCUAAAUAAUAGAAAAGACCCGUUGUGUUAAAUUUAGAGAUUUUUUAAAUCAACUACUAGAUUGAUCAUAUUAG
This is a messenger RNA of Morus notabilis, 1951 nucleotides long. Its product is annotated as receptor-like cytosolic serine/threonine-protein kinase RBK1. NCBI's taxonomy places the organism in Eukaryota, Viridiplantae, Streptophyta, Magnoliopsida, Rosales, Moraceae. The coding region runs from base 58 to 1842 and encodes 594 amino acids. Gene Ontology annotation, biological process: protein phosphorylation. The transcript is spliced from 7 exons. Gene Ontology annotation, molecular function: protein kinase activity; ATP binding. The record is from RefSeq and is a predicted model, not a curated record.